GAAACAUCAAAAAUGUGCAACGGAAAAUUUCAAAAGGAAAUAGAAAGCAAGGGCACCGCCCACCAGGAAGGACGACCACGAGGAGGACGCCGUUGGAGUAUGGAACUCAAGUGAGUUUCCCGAGGUUCCUUGCAUUUGCAGGGGCGGUUGCCAAGCAUGGCUACACUAUCGUGCUUGAUGAUGACAAUACUAUGAUUGAUGACAAUGGGUCCAACCCCUCAUGCCUUUGUAUUUGUUGUAUUUCCAUAACAUAGUUGACAUAUGUAACUUUUGAUUGGAUUUACUUUCAAAUUCGAUCAUAUGCCUCCCUUUUCACACUUUGCACAACGAAUACUUAGCAAUUUGUUCGGGAAUCCGACUUCUCUAUUUGUCUAGGGGAGGUAUCUAAUCUUUGGAAAAUCCCUAGUUUCCUUUCAUCCAUCUCUCCCUCCCUCCCUCAUCUCUGGUUUGUAUGUAAACAUUUUAAUGCAAUCGAUUUUCUUCGACAUAAUUUUAUUCUUUUGUCAAAAUCCCUUUUUGGAUUUUAUGGAAUAGUCGAUCGAUCGGCUGCUCUUCAGUAUAGAGCUGGUUUUGGAACCCUAAUUUGGAGGCUUAUCUCGUUUUUUAGAUAGAAAUUUUCUAGCUUUAAGGAUAAGCAGACCGUAGUCUUGAGUCAUGGCUACUGCCUCUUCUCCAACUAAUCCCUCCCCAGGGAGCAUCGCUGCCGCUGAUAUCAGCUCUCAAGUCACCAACUGUCCCAAGCCUAGGCGGUCAUUGUCAGCGCGUGGGGCUUCAUCCGCAUGGACUCAGAUUGUCCGCAGGUCUGAUUCUGAACCAGACCCCUUUGAGUCCGCUUCUGGAGCAAUCCUUCAGUCUCCACAUUCUCACCCCACUGCUAGUCUCACUCCUGACCAAUCCGGAAUGUCUUCUGAUUCCUCUCAUUCACAAGCUGCCGCGCCCACAUCUGGUAAUUCAUCAUCCCCGGAUGCUCCUGAAGGAGCUGAGGGAGAGAGCUCGGGGAAUGAUAAUGGGAGCGGGAGCAAUGCUGCUAAGAAACCAGUCUGGAAUAAACCUAGUGGUGCCAAAGAGGAGGUCGGUGUAGUUAUGGGUGCUCUUUCUUGGCCUGCUCUAUCGGAUUCUACCAAGGCUUCUGCACGAUCGGAUAUGCAUAGAGCUGUGUCUGAUGGCCUGCUUUCUGUAUCUCAGGGAACUGGUAUAACGUCAUCCUCAUCUCCACAUAAUCAUCUUCAUUCUAACAAUGGAAAUGCUAGUUCAACUCCAAAUCAUGCUCCAAACCGCCAGAGGUCUUUUAAGCGUGGUGGUGGAAAUUCUAGCAACACUGUGCAAGCUAAUGGAAGCCUCUUUCAGGUACAAGGUGAGGUCGGUGAAAUGGCCCCCCAAUAUGCUGAAAAGUCUGGUAAAUCUAGUGCAGAAUCUUCUUCUAAAGACAUUGUGAAUCGAGAUGAUGGACAGAGAGGAUUUGGAGCUCAAUCACAAGGUGGAAAUGUGAGUCAACACCCGCGAAACUCCAACAGAAGGGGUAAUGGGGGGACACGACCUCGUGGGGAUGGAUCCUAUAACCCUGUCCAUGGUGGUGCUCGUGAUCAUGAGCGCACUAAUCAGGAAUGGAAUCAUAAUAGGGGGUUUGGUGGGAGAGAUGCCCACAUCCCUCCACAAAGAUUUCCCUCUAGGCCCUUCAUUCGCGGACCUCCUACUCCUCCGCCAUUUAUUCCUCCGACCAUGCCCAUUCGACCAUUCAGCACCCCAAUUAUUUAUCCGGAGGUUGCAUCUCCUGUGUUUUAUGUACCAGGACUACAUCAAGAGUCAUUUAGAAUGCCAAUGUUUCCUAAUAUGCCACCUUAUUCAUAUCAUGCACCGGAUCCCCAGCUGUAUAGCAAAAUAGUAAAUCAGAUAGAUUAUUAUUUCAGUAAUGAUAAUUUAAUUAAAGAUGUGUUUUUGCGUGAAAACAUGGAUGAACAGGGGUGGGUUCCUAUUAAACUGAUAGCAGGCUUCAAAAGGGUUUCUAUGCUCACAGACAGUGUUCGAGCUAUAUCAGAAGCUUUACAAGCUUCAGGUGUUGUAGAAAUACAGGAUGGUAAAGUGAGGCGACGCGAUGACUGGAUGAAAUGGAUUGUGCCACAUUCUAUGCGAUAUUCGAGUCAUCAGGCUGUUUUACAAGACCCUAACAAGGUUUCGGUUAUGGGCCAUCUCAAGAGUGUUACAUUAGAUGAGGUGGCUUCAAAUGGCAGUGCAGAUGCAUGUGAUAGUAGAGGGUCUUCAUCUCAGCAGCAAUCUGGAAACAAAAUCAUAAGUGAGGGAGGACAGUCGGCACUUGCAGGAAACUCUAGUUAUAAAGACAUGUUUUGAACAAGAGCAAUCAGCUUGAUGGGCAGGGCCAAAGAAACUCGAUUUGAAAGUACAGGCAAAUCCGAAGCAUAUUGAAAAGAACAGCUGAAAAAUAUAAAAUAAAAAUGAAACAGUCCAGAGUUAGAUGAUGUUUAAAGCUGGUUUUUAUUUUAGCUUGUGGGAUGUAUAUUUUUUAUUUAAUUUAGGGGAAAAGUUUCUAAUCUCCUAAAAUUCUAUUGUUUGUGCCAUGGGGAGUUUUGAUUACAAUUGCCCCUUGGUGGGUUAUAUACUUCUAUACCUUACUCAACAAAUUUG
Cuscuta epithymum is the source of this 2640-nucleotide messenger RNA. The record is from the annotation of a GenBank genome assembly. NCBI's taxonomy places the organism in Eukaryota, Viridiplantae, Streptophyta, Magnoliopsida, Solanales, Convolvulaceae.